This is a messenger RNA of Orbicella faveolata, 1720 nucleotides long. RefSeq lists its product as uncharacterized. NCBI's taxonomy places the organism in Eukaryota, Metazoa, Cnidaria, Anthozoa, Scleractinia, Merulinidae. The record is from RefSeq and is a predicted model, not a curated record.
AUUAUAUACAUCUGCAUGCUAAAGCUUUUUGUCUUUCCACUGUUAUAAUGUUCUCUCCAAGGGAGACUCUUGCCGCAGGAUUUUUCAUCCUGGUUUUUAUAAUUAGCCAACUAAGAUCUUCAACUGCAGCUGACGGUGCUUGUAGCACCGGCGCCAGCAGCACUCUGGGAGACGGAUGCACCAUUAGUGACGACUGCAGCAAGAUCACGUGCAAAAUGGAUUUUGUCGACGAACCGAUCACAUUUAAGCUCGAGGUCAAUAAGUGUGAUGACCCAGUCAGUGUAACCGCGACAAUGGACGUCCCAGAUCUGCGUAUCACCUGGUCUCAUACUUACACCAGUGACGACAUUGUAGAAGUACCAGGCUUCACUGCUUCCUUGCCCUCUAUCGUUUCCGCUGGUGUGUACGUGCAAGUCGGGCUCACUCCCAAGGGCGACGAACUCCGUGUAAAGGUGAAACUCCUGGCUGGAGGAGAGAUUUUGGGAAAAGGCGUUUAUCCUGUGAAGGCGACCGUGAUGGAGGGAGACCUGCCAAUUAAUACCAAUGCAUGUGGUGCCCUGGCUUGGUGGCAUGAAAUGAACGAUGGUAGCAAGGGAGCUGUGGUUGGCGGCUCGAUUCUCUUCGUCAUCAUCAUGAUCAUCUGCUGCUAUUGCUGCUGCUGCAGGUCCCGACCGAACAAUCAAGGGGUCAUCCUCAUGCAACCUGCUGGUGGCCCUUCUGUCAUUACAACUAGCAACAACGCCAACGUUGCUAUGGGACCUCUGGCCCACAAAACUUGAGACGCUACUUGCUUUGCUGUAACCAGUCCUGAACCCAGAGCCUUUAUUCCUUACUGCACAUGCUAAUAUGUAGACAGACUUACCUGACAUUUUGAAUUCAAGUAGUAAAAUUGGACUCCCAUAUUGUGUAAAUUUAAAAUGUCUCCAAUAGUGAAGGUGGGCGCCAUGCUAAUUUCAUAAUCCGACAUAACGUGCCCGGGUCGCAGCACAAUCUCUCUAGCCGCCUUUCUUUUCUUUUUCUUUCAAUAACAAAAUGAAGCCGUUGUUACUGAGUUUUCCUACGUAAAAGUUUCUGUACAAAUUUUUAAGUAGCGCAGCUCACUAAAAGAUUAUCACAGGAAUGCCAAGAUACAUGUAUUUCUGACAACAAGAGCUCGAUAAAUCAAAGUGUUCUCGAUAGAUGUUAGGCCAACUUCAUAAAAUGCUUUGUUCUCCAUCCCCUGACCACCCAGAUCUGGUUCUAUUGUUUUUGUUUUUGUUUUGUUUUACCUUUCUUUUUUAAUAACGGAAAACUAAAAAAACUGUUCGAUUUAUUGCUUGCUCCCACCUUUUAGUAAUGAUAAUGGUUAUUGAUUCGUUACUCAAUAAUUGCUUACCGCGUCUCUGGCUCUGUUUGGUUAUGAUAGUAAUUAAGUGUUUUAAUGUACACCUAAAAUGGUUUAGUUAAUAUAGAUUUAGAAUUUCUGUAACAGAAAGCCCAGCGGUAGGUGAGUUUAGAUAAGCUCUUUUAGAUGGACAUCUUUGAAUCCAGUAGUUCAAGCGAGAGCUUCCCAACCGCCUUUCCUAGGUUUCAGGUGCUACUACUUUUGAAGCUUUGUAAUAAAUGAUUGUGUACCCCAUCUCUGAGUUCGUUUCUUCGUGAUAGUAUCGUGAUUAUCUCAGAUCGUGACUAAAACACCACACGAGAACAAACGAGUAAAAUACGAGUACAUACGAGUACA